AUGCCAAUAUCACGUCUUGACAUUCCGAUAUCUCUUGGCUUUCCCAAAGAUUUCGAUCCGAACACAGACAAGAUUUUCUCGCAAUCAGCCGCUAAUUUUCCACCUUACUUAGUCAGUCAUAUAAAUCUAAGUGAUGUCAUGUCGAUUCAAUCACCACUUGAUAUAUCUGUACACUCAUAUUCAAUCGAAUUAACUUGCCAUUCACCACGUUCGUAUCGCAAUCGUCAACUCGGUUCAUUUUUUGUUCAAAUAAAUCUGUAUUCAACAACCGAUCAACUUAUCAAUGAACAUUCCCGUUUAAUUUUAUACCCAUAUCAGUCCGAACUCGCUCGAAUUAUCCGAACACUCAUUUUCUUACCAUUAUCCAUAUUUCAUAUCGACUACGAUCGAUGGUAUUUGCAACAAAUUCUUAUCGACCGUAUACGAAAUACUGAUCAAUCGAAGCGUUUUGUCGAAAGAAUUCAAUUGAAUAUACUUCCGUCUUCAUUUCAACUUGAUCGAUGUUCAAUACAUUUUCAUAUACGUGAUUUAACCGGUCUUGUUUAUUCAUUCAUAAACUAUCCAAUUCUAACUGGUUGUUUUGCAACAUUUGUUCUAUUUUCUACCUAUAUGACAUUCUAUUUGAUUAUAACUGGUUUAACCUGGUUAAACCAAUUGAAUUUAUGUAAAUAUGACUGA
Messenger RNA from Adineta ricciae, 678 nucleotides. Lineage: Eukaryota; Metazoa; Rotifera; Eurotatoria; Adinetida; Adinetidae. The record is from the annotation of a GenBank genome assembly.